AUGAAUAAAAAUUUAGAAGUUUUUGAUGAGAAAAAUCGUAUGGAAAAAAUUAAUUCACCUAGAAAUAAAUCAAAAUUUACGACAGCGAUUAUUCACUACGCACCUGGUGAAUUGAAGCCAGUCAAUGAAUGCAUAAAUGUGGAAGAUAAAUUAACACCGGUUAAAAUCAAGUCGAAUUUUAUUGUCGUCGAUGAACCACCCAGUUUACGAAUGCAAAUAACACCAUUUGCAAAUGAAUGCUAUGCAAAAACAAAUGAUAUAAAUAUUGACCGUGAAUACAGUCGAUUGCUUUCGCUUUAUGAUAAUUGGCAAGAAAUGCUUGCGAAUUCGAAUUUGUAUACGUUGAAAGAAAAGCAAACAGCUCAGGUGGAUUUAUUCGAUCAACUUCGUUAUGUUAAAGAUCUAUGCGCGCUUGUUGAUUACAAAAACGGUGAUGGUUCUCAAUUAACUACGAUGCCAGUUUUUAUGGCUAAAAAUAAAAAACGGCCAAUGCUCAAUAGCUAUCAAUUUUCAUUACCUUUAGAAGCAAAUAAAACGAGCGCUGAACCUAAAACAACAACAAGAAAAGCGUUCACUCCACUCGAUGAAAAUAAUUUAGAGGAGAAAAAUUGGAUCACAAGUACACUUCGUUCGGGAACAAAAUUAAGUCGAAAAGAUGAAAAUGAUUUGGCGUUAGAGAGAAUUCAAAGGGAAAUCGAACUGGAAAAAGAGCGACAACAAGAAAUAAAUAAUAUGCGAAAAAGCCUAAUUUUAAAUGGAGAAAUUGCUAAAAUUCAAACAAAAUCGUAUCAAAUUAAUGAAAAAUCCUUAAAAAAUUCACCAAUAGUACCAACUAAAACAAUACGAAAUUUAUCCAAAAAUGAUGAUAGAAUUUAUCAAAAAGCAUUUGAUCAUUCGAUCGAAAUAAAUACUGAACAUUCUUUAACAAAAUUUCAUUCACCAAUGGCACAUUCCUUAUUUUCCAAAAGAGCAUUUUCGAAUAAAUCGAAUCCAUUAGAACAAAUAUUUAUUCGUCGAUCAAUCGUCGAUGAUAAGCUUGAAGCGUUGGAUUAUAGUAAAAAUUCAACGAAUGGUGAUAACAAAAAAUAUGAUGGCUUUAUAACUGAAUCAAUUCCUAAUAUGAACGAGAAUAAAAGCAACGAAGAUAAAAUUUUUGAAGACUCUCGAGAAAAAUUAGCAGAGGAUGAAGCGAUAACAAAUUAUAGGCAAUCGAUUGAUAAGAAAAAUAUGGAAAAAUCUAUGAAUGAAAUAAAUGCGCUCAGAACCAAUGAAAAUUGCAAUCAGCAGGAAAAUGAACCAAGCAAUGAUUCAUCCGAGCUGAUAAGUCGUAUUACAAUUGAUGAUGAUCAGAUACAACCGAUAACAUUGACUAAAAAUUCCAAAUAUAGUGUAUGGCUAAUUUUUGGUUACGAUUGUGAUAAGGAAGAAUAUCGAAUUUCUCUGCCCUCCGACUAG
Messenger RNA from Dracunculus medinensis (Guinea worm), 1455 nucleotides. The record is from the annotation of a GenBank genome assembly. Lineage: Eukaryota; Metazoa; Nematoda; Chromadorea; Rhabditida; Dracunculidae.